This is a messenger RNA of Batrachochytrium dendrobatidis JAM81, 5255 nucleotides long. RefSeq lists its product as uncharacterized. The record is from RefSeq and is a predicted model, not a curated record. NCBI's taxonomy places the organism in Eukaryota, Fungi, Chytridiomycota, Chytridiomycetes, Rhizophydiales. The transcript is spliced from 25 exons. Bases 5 to 5152 code for a protein of 1715 amino acids.
CGAAAUGUUGUUUGCGAAAAGUAUCGGAUGGAAAGCCAUCCUUUUUGCAAGCUUUGGUCUCAGCGCUAUUGCUGCACCAAACACCCCUCAUACUAUCAGCAUUACCAUGGAUGUUGACGACAGCUACUCUCUUACUUUUGAUGGAACUGACUACAGUGUGUCUUACUCUGAUUCGAGCUGGUAUACGAUCAAAACCUACACUAAAAAUGUUACUGGCGACGGCCCAUGGCUGAUUGCAGUUCACGCCAAUGAUUACGGAACCAUUGCUGGUUUAUUUGCAAGCGUUUUCUUGGAUGGAUCUCCUUAUUCCACAACCGCCACAGCUAAUAACAAAUUCGUCAUGAGUCCCAAUACGCCCUCUACCAACUGGAACACCAAUAUCAACUAUGACGACUCGCAGUGGUUUACUCAAACCACUGAUAACUGCCCAAUAACCAACAUGUGGAGCUCUAUGCUCCCUUCUCUUGAUCAACAAACCAAAGGACAAGUAGCCCGUUCUAUGUGGUAUCCUGACUGCAGAAACACGGGCACAGUUGCAAACCCUAAAAACAUGUACUUCCGUUUGCUUGUGACUCCCCCACCUACUGCCCCAACUUACGGAUAUACCAAUCAGGUUUCGACCAUUGCCGCUUACGCGUCUGCUGCCACUACCACUUCACCAGCAGCGGUUGUCACUACCACCUCGGCAGUUGCUCCAAUUGCUACCCACGUUAUUACCAUUACCGCGGUUGUUGAUGACUACUACGAGAUGAAAAUCAACUCUGUGCAGUACACCGUUCCUCAAAACGAAACCAACUGGAAAACUCUCCGAACCUAUAAUCAAGUUGUGUAUGGCGACGGACCUUGGUUGAUUUCCAUUACAGGACACGAUACCGGUGGUGCUUCUGGUCUGUUUGCCGCUGUUUACAUUGACGGCAAACCAUUCACGUUCACCGGAUCAACUGGCAACAAAUUUGUCAUGAUUGGUAAUACUCCUGCUCAGGGAUGGGAUACCAAUGUUAACUUUGAUGACAGAGCAUGGUACACACAGACCAGUGAUUCGUGCAACUCUGUAGUUAUUGGAUGGCCAUUUAUUUCAACACUCGAUGCCAUGACCAGACCUCAACUUGCUCGUGCCAUGUGGUACCCCGACUGCACUAGCACUCCUGGUGAUUCUUAUACCCCUAGAAACAUGUACUUCCGUCUUGUCGUCACUGCACCAACUACUGCACCGACAUCGAUACCAGUUGCUCAAGUCUCGACCACUUCAGCAGCGGCGGUUGCCACUACCACUUCACCAGCAGCGGUUGCCACUACCACCUCGGCAGUUGCUCCAAUUGCUACCCACGUUAUUACCAUUACCAUGGUUGUUGAUGACUACUACGAAAUGAAAAUCAACUCUGUGCAGUACACCGUUCCUCAGAAUUCGACCAACUGGAAAACUCUUCAAACCUAUAAUCAAGUUGUGUAUGGCGACGGACCUUGGUUGAUUUCCAUUACAGGACACGAUACCGGUGGUGCUUCUGGUCUGUUUGCCGCUGUUUACAUUGACGGCAAACCAUUCACGUUCACCGGAUCAACUGGCAACAAAUUUGUCAUGCUUGGUAAUACUCCUGCUCAGGGAUGGGAUACCAAUGUUAGCUUUGAUGACAGAGCAUGGUACACACAGACCAGUGAUGUGUGCAACUCUUUAAGCGAUCCUUGGUGGACAUUUAUCCCAACACUCGAUGCCAUGACCAGACCUCAACUUGCUCGUGCCAUGUGGUACCCCGACUGCACUAGCAACCUUGGCAGUACUAAUGCUCCUAAAAACAUGUACUUCCGUCUUGUCGUCACUGCACCAACUACCGCACCGACCUCAAUGCCAGUUGCUCAAGUCUCGACCAUUGCCGCUUACGUGUCUGCUGCCACUACCACUUCACCAGCAGCGGUUGCCACUACCACCUCGGCAGUUGCUCCAAUUGCUACCCACGUUAUUACCAUUACCAUGGUUGUUGAUGACUACUACGAAAUGAAAAUCAACUCUGUGCAGUACACCGUUCCUCAGAAUUCGACCAACUGGAAAACUCUUCAAACCUAUAAUCAAGUUGUGUAUGGUGACGGACCUUGGUUGAUUUCCAUUACAGGACACGAUACCGGCGGUGCUUCUGGUCUGUUUGCCGCUGUUUACAUUGACGGCAAACCAUUCACGUUCACCGGAUCAGCUGGCAACAAAUUUGUCAUGAUUGGUAAUACUCCUGCUCAGGGAUGGGAUACCAAUGUUAACUUUGAUGACAGAGCAUGGUACACACAGACCAGUGAUUCGUGCAACUCUGUAGUUAUUGGAUGGCCAUUUAUUUCAACACUCGAUGCCAUGACCAGACCUCAGCUUGCUCGUGCCAUGUGGUACCCCGACUGCACUAGCACUCCUGGUGAUUCUUAUACCCCUAGAAACAUGUACUUCCGUCUUGUCGUCACUGCACCAACUACUGCACCGACAUCGAUACCAGCUGCUCAAGUCUCGACCACUUCACCAGCAGCGGUUGCCACUACCACCUCGGCAGUUGCUCCAAUUGCUACCCACGUUAUUACCAUUACCAUGGUUGUUGAUGACUACUACGAAAUGAAAAUCAACUCUGUGCAGUACACCGUUCCUCAGAAUUCGACCAACUGGAAAACUCUUCAAACCUAUAAUCAAGUUGUGUAUGGCGACGGACCUUGGUUGAUUUCCAUUACAGGACACGAUACCGGUGGUGCUUCUGGUCUGUUUGCCGCUGUUUACAUUGACGGCAAACCAUUCACGUUCACCGGAUCAACUGGCAACAAAUUUGUCAUGCUUGGUAAUACUCCUGCUCAGGGAUGGGAUACCAAUGUUAGCUUUGAUGACAGAGCAUGGUACACACAGACCAGUGAUGUGUGCAACUCUUUAAGCGAUCCUUGGUGGACAUUUAUCCCAACACUCGAUGCCAUGACCAGACCUCAACUUGCUCGUGCCAUGUGGUACCCCGACUGCACUAGCAACCUUGGCAGUACUAAUGCUCCUAAAAACAUGUACUUCCGUCUUGUCGUCACUGCACCAACUACUGCACCGACAUCGAUACCAGUUGCUCAAGUCUCGACCACUUCAGCAGCGGCGGUUGCCACUACCACUUCACCAGCAGCGGUUGCCACUACCACCUCGGCAGUUGCUCCAAUUGCUACCCACGUUAUUACCAUUACCAUGGUUGUUGAUGACUACUACGAAAUGAAAAUCAACUCUGUGCAGUACACCGUUCCUCAGAAUUCGACCAACUGGAAAACUCUUCAAACCUAUAAUCAAGUUGUGUAUGGCGACGGACCUUGGUUGAUUUCCAUUACAGGACACGAUACCGGCGGUGCUUCUGGUCUGUUUGCCGCUGUUUACAUUGACGGCAAACCAUUCACGUUCACCGGAUCAGCUGGCAACAAAUUUGUCAUGCUUGGUAAUACUCCUGCUCAGGGAUGGGAUACCAAUGUUAGCUUUGAUGACAGAGCAUGGUACACACAGACCAGUGAUGUGUGCAACUCUUUAAGCGAUCCUUGGUGGACAUUUAUCCCAACACUCGAUGCCAUGACCAGACCUCAGCUUGCUCGUGCCAUGUGGUACCCCGACUGCACUAGCAACCUUGGCAGUACUAAUGCUCCUAAAAACAUGUACUUCCGUCUUGUCGUCACUGCACCAACUACCGCACCGACCUCAAUGCCAGUUGCUCAAGUCUCGACCAUUGCCGCUUACGUGUCUGCUGCCACUACCACUUCACCAGCAGCGGUUGCCACUACCACCUCGGCAGUUGCUCCAAUUGCUACCCACGUUAUUACCAUUACCAUGGAUGUUGACGACAGCUACUCUCUUACUUUUGAUGGAACUGACUACAGUGUGUCUUACUCUGAUUCGAGCUGGUAUACGAUCAAAACCUACACUAAAAAUGUUACUGGUAACGGCCCAUGGCUGAUUGCAGUUCACGCCAAUGAUUACGGAACCAUUGCUGGUUUAUUUGCAAGCGUUUUCUUGGAUGGAUCUCCUUAUUCCACAACCGCCACAGCUAAUAACAAAUUCGUCAUGAGUCCCAAUACGCCCUCUACCAACUGGAACACCAAUAUCAACUAUGACGACUCGCAGUGGUUUACUCAAACCACUGAUAACUGCCCAAUAACCAACAUGUGGAACUCUAUGCUCCCUUCUCUUGAUCAACAAACCAAAGGACAAGUAGCCCGUUCUAUGUGGUAUCCUGACUGCAGAAACACGGGCACAGUUGCAAACCCUAAAAACAUGUACUUCCGUCUUGUCGUCACUGCACCAACUACUGCACCGACAUCGAUACCAGUUGCUCAAGUCUCGACCACUUCAGCAGCGGCGGUUGCCACUACCACUUCACCAGCAGCGGUUGCCACUACCACCUCGGCAGUUGCUCCAAUUGCUACCCACGUUAUUACCAUUACCAUGGUUGUUGAUGACUACUACGAAAUGAAAAUCAACUCUGUGCAGUACACCGUUCCUCAGAAUUCGACCAACUGGAAAACUCUUCAAACCUAUAAUCAAGUUGUGUAUGGUGACGGACCUUGGUUGAUUUCCAUUACAGGACACGAUACCGGUGGUGCUUCUGGUCUGUUUGCCGCUGUUUACAUUGACGGCAAACCAUUCACGUUCACCGGAUCAACUGGCAACAAAUUUGUCAUGAUUGGUAAUACUCCUGCUCAGGGAUGGGAUACCAAUGUUAGCUUUGAUGACAGAGCAUGGUACACACAGACCAGUGAUGUGUGCAACUCUUUAAGCGAUCCUUGGUGGACAUUUAUCCCAACACUCGAUGCCAUGACCAGACCUCAACUUGCUCGUGCCAUGUGGUACCCCGACUGCACUAGCAACCUUGGCAGUACUAAUGCUCCUAAAAACAUGUACUUCCGUCUUGUCGUCACUGCACCAACUACUGGAUCCAUCACUGCCACUACAACUUCUGAGGAUUGUGAAGAGGAUGAUAUCACAACAGCUAUCAAACCAACCAGUUCCGCUACUGUUUCUCCUAUCCCAGGUCGUAAAUACCGUGGUCGCACUCGUCCAGAUGACACAAUUGUCGUAAUUCGUCUUGCAGAUCCCUUCCUCAAUUACGAAUCGAAAAAUACAGCUAUAUAUGGGAGCUAUGCACCACCUGCCCAAACCAUUGCUAAUUACCGCCCCUGAAAAAAUUCAUUUUCCAGGUUUUUAAUUGCUGAAAUAAAAUUCUAUUUACAGUCGUAUUCACAAAAUCAGAAAUGUGGUUCAACUGUGAAUGUUUUUAAAUUAC